ACAAUAAUGAGCAAAAUAGGAAACUAGAGAGGUUGCCUUUUCUUUCAUGAUACUGCGUAUCUGUAUCCAUCUCUUGAAAUUAGAGAUAUUGUUGUGUGUUGCAAGAAUGAAGAUAUAUAGGAUAUAUCUCUAAAAAUGUCCCACUCGCACCCUCUGAUCGGCUUAUACGAGCUGUCUACAUGAUGGAUGGAGUUGGUCAGGGUUAUCAGUGACAGUAAUCUUAAGGACCAUGGUUGACGAAAUACUUAAUUGUGAUUUUAAUUUCUUAAAUGGAAAGACAUAGCUUGGUGACUUACGUGGAAGAUUACACGCAUAUGUGUGAAGCCAAACAACAAAUUAAAGUCAAACUCCCAAGAGAACAUAACAACAAAAGAGAUGGGAGGACAGACCAUUAAUUGCAAGAAACUGAUCAUAAUAAGUCAAAUAAGCACCUAAAAUUUCAAACUUUUCCAUUAUCAUCUCAAUCACUCUCACUGAAUGAUACAUAAUUAACAAAAUAUUAUUCGUUGCCCUUGUCCCCCUCCGAAAAUUCUCCUAUAUGUGCCCUCCUUUGUUUCCCCCACUCUAAUAAUCAUUACUCCUACGGCCUAAUUAAUCAAACACAAUUUUGGUAUAUUUCUUUAGCCGGCGGCCCAGAAAUGAUUCACAAACUGUUGUUGAUUUCGUUUUGCCUUCACCUCUUGUUGGUAUCAAACCUAUUUCAUCCCAGCUUCAGUUUAGAUUUAUACUCGGCAUGUAGUAACAAGUACCGAUGUGGGAGCAUCGGCGAUGUGGAUUUUCCUUUCUGGGGUGAUGGCAGGCCUGAAUAUUGUGGUCACCCUAAACUGAAGCUGGGUUGUCAGGGAAACAAUGCCAUUAUAGAGAUUGAAGGAAUCAAAUACCAGGUUCUAGAGAUUGAGAAGGAAACCCCAAUCAUUAAAAUCGCUCGAGUUGAUUUCCUGAACAAUGGGAUUUGUUCGCCACUAUAUGGGGACACCACUCUGGAUAAGGACAUCUUCGAAUACGCACCAGCCUCAGAAGCCAUCACAAUAUUCUACGGUUGUAAUUCUACUGACAACAUGUAUGGUGGGUUUGAUUGUAACCCUGGUGGGAAAUCGUUUAUAUUACCGGGAAAUAAUACUAUGGAAAAGAUUGAUGCUCAUUUCUCAUGUCGUUCGAAUGUUAUUGUGAGGGUGUCUGAUCCUGUACAAACUUAUGCUGAAUUUAUGAACUCUACGUUGAUUGAAGAGGCUCUGAAAGAAGGCUAUCCUGUUUCGUACAAGGUGGAGUUUGCUGGGUGUGAAAACUGUAGGAAAUCUGGUGGGGUUUGUGGAUACGACUGGGGAGUUAAUCGGACCACGUGUUACUGUCAAGGUGAUCUAUCUCCAGUGCUCAAGGACGUAUGUCCCAGCCCACCGGAAUCUGGAGACACAAAACUUGGAACACCGCCUAACUCAGGAUCGAAGGAGCAGACUCCAAAAGUUGUAGGCCUUUCAAUAGCUGGUGCAUGCAUCCUUGGGAUAUUUAUUGGAGGUUUUGCUUAUUACUUCAUACAAAGAAGGAAGAGACAAGGGGCUAUAACCAAGAGCAAAGACAUUUCCGAAACCCCAUCAAGCAAGAGCCUCAUAAAUUCCUCAACUAAUUUCUCUCGAAGCACCCCCACUGAUUCUUAUUCCUUCUCUAAAUCUGACAUUGAAAAGGGCAGUACGUACUUCGGAACUCAGGUCUUUAGUUACACUGAACUGGAGGAAGCCACUGAUAACUUUGACCCUUCCAAAGAACUUGGAGAAGGAGGCUUUGGCACUGUUUACUAUGGAAAGCUCGGUGAUGGCCGUGAGGUUGCGGUAAAGCGCCUUUAUGAAAACAAUUUCAAGCGUGUAGAGCAGUUCAUGAAUGAAGUUGAGAUCCUGACUCGUUUAGAACACAAGAACCUUGUGAAGUUGUACGGAUGCACUUCAAGACGAAGCAGAGAACUCCUCUUGGUUUACGAAUUUAUCCCAAAUGGUACAGUUGCUGAUCAUCUUCAUGGGAAACAAUCAACAUCUAGUGUGAUGAGUUGGCCAGUUCGGCUUAGCGUAGCCAUAGAGACAGCCGAUGCUCUAGCCUACCUCCAUCGCUCAGACAUUAUACACCGCGAUGUUAAAACCAACAACAUUCUCCUCGACAACGAAUUCCGAGUGAAAGUGGCCGAUUUUGGUCUCUCAAGAUUGUUCCCCACUGAUGUGACUCAUGUCUCAACUGCUCCACAAGGUACUCCUGGCUAUGUUGACCCUGAAUACUACCAAUGCUACCAACUAACAGACAAGAGUGAUGUCUAUAGCUUUGGAGUUGUGUUGGCUGAGCUUAUUUCAUCAUUACAAGCAGUGGAUACCAACCGACACAGGCAUGAUAUCAAUUUGGCUAGCAUGGCUAUUACAAGGAUUCAAAAUCAUGCAGUGAAUGAGUUGAUUGAUCCUUCACUCGGGUUCGACAAAGACUUCACCGUAAGGAAAAUGACAACAGCAGUGGCAGAAUUGGCCUUUCGGUGUUUGCAGCAGGACAAAGAUAUGAGGCCAUCCAUGGAUGAAGUGGUGGCUGCUCUGAAAGCAAUCAAGAAUGAAGCGUUUGUAAUACAAAGGGCAGAAGUUGUGGACAUUAGAUCUGAUGAUAUCGGGCUUUUGAAAAACUUGCCUCCCCCGCUUUCACCAGAUUCGGUUGGUAACGACAAAUAUGGUAGCAACUCUACAACACCAAAUUCCUAUUAAGAUUUCCAUCGGUAAUGCCUUUCUUUCUUUUAUUUUCUUUUUAAAAUUUCUCUGUGGGUGGGCUUCAAUCAGUAGUAGAUUGUAAAAGUAUUGUAUAUUAUAAUCACAGAUCAGAUGUCCUUUCACUAUAUUGGUCUAGAUAAGCUUCGUUGUCUUCUGGUUGUUAUUAAGUUUUGUUCACUAGUUGGUUGUGCAAAUGAAGUAGUGUAUAUAGUAAAUAUAGCUUCCAGAUAUUUCUUCUUGUAUUUGCUUUUUAUUCAUGCACGAGCUUUGGCAUUGGACAAUGUAUACGGAAUAAAUUUUAGGCUGAUUAGGAUUUUUGCA
This is a messenger RNA of Cannabis sativa, 3047 nucleotides long. RefSeq names its product LEAF RUST 10 DISEASE-RESISTANCE LOCUS RECEPTOR-LIKE PROTEIN KINASE-like 1.3. Gene Ontology annotation, molecular function: ATP binding; protein kinase activity; polysaccharide binding. Gene Ontology annotation, biological process: protein phosphorylation. The record is from RefSeq and is a predicted model, not a curated record. NCBI's taxonomy places the organism in Eukaryota, Viridiplantae, Streptophyta, Magnoliopsida, Rosales, Cannabaceae. The transcript is spliced from 5 exons. Bases 639 to 2723 code for a protein of 694 amino acids.